This is a messenger RNA of Phanerochaete carnosa HHB-10118-sp, 816 nucleotides long. RefSeq lists its product as uncharacterized. NCBI's taxonomy places the organism in Eukaryota, Fungi, Basidiomycota, Agaricomycetes, Polyporales, Phanerochaetaceae. The record is from RefSeq and is a predicted model, not a curated record. The transcript has 4 exons. Bases 1 to 816 code for a protein of 271 amino acids.
AUGGCCGGCGGAGCAAAGUCGCACAGAAGACUUGGCUCUUCGAGGAUAGUGAAGAAGACAACCCACGUGCGGUCAACGGACGCGAAGCUGCACCCUGAGGCCAGAGGGCUCCGCAGAGCAGUCACGAGGACUCUGGGCAUUGAGGCUCAGGUGAAGGAGCAGGAAUCAGCCGAGAAGAGGGUUCAGGCUCUGUUAACCGGAGUGUCUCGUGAGACCAUCGACCUCGUCCGGCACAGUGCCCUUGAUGACGACUUUGUUAUGCACGACAUCGAACUUCCACCCAUGCCGACCGACGCGGAGAAAUUUGGCCAAGAACACGAAUGGGUGGACGAAGAUAUGCCCGUGUCAGGCGACUUCCUCGAUGCUCUAAAGGACAUUUCGGAGUCUCGAGGUAUGGAUAGAUGGAAGGGCAGAUGGUACAAGCAGACCCGCCGUUGGCGAUUGCGAAGGCAGCAAGAGGAAGCUGCCUGGGGCCCUAUGAUUGAACCCCUCGCGGACCGGUACCUGCGUUGCCAAUAUAGCAGGCCAAACGGUGCGACAGCGGCUCAGCCUCCAUCUGGAGAUGGCUGGUCAGAUUCAAACAUCCCAGGUAUCGGCGCGGUAUCGGAUGCAAACGAAGACUCUGGCGUGCCCUUGCUGACCGCCGCAUUUGCAUCCAGGCUUGCAGCUGCAGCCCGACUAGCGACCACAGCCACUCCGGAUGCGGCAAACUUGAGCACAGCUGUAACCAGCUCUGCGACGACCUUCGCUGCUCCUACCACGACUGCUCCCAUGACCGUUGCGGUACCAUGUCUCCCAGCGAAGCCCCUACGAUAA